Molecule: messenger RNA, 6565 nt
Organism: Pseudomyrmex gracilis
Lineage: Eukaryota; Metazoa; Arthropoda; Insecta; Hymenoptera; Formicidae
Gene: hlk
Exons: 28
Coding region: 94-5328 (1744 amino acids)
Source: RefSeq, a predicted model, not a curated record
UCGACGGCGAACGACGGUUCGGCGGUACGGUUCGGCCGAUGGUGGUGGUGCUGGAGGAGAAGAAGGCGGUGUACUGCUGCCCGCGGCCCUGCGAUGCCGACGACGAUGUCGACGACGGUCUACCCGGGGACGAUCGUUCUUCUGGCCGUGUUGGCGUUUACGUCGGUCUUUCUUGGUCACGUUGACGCCGCCGCAAGGACGAAAGCCGAUGAAUCCCGUGGCUCGGCCGGCAAGAGGGAGGCCGAGCCGGUUAUCGAGGAAGUCACUGCCAAGCAACUCGAACGGCUCCUCAACGAGAAGGAUUUUGUUGCCGUGUAUUGGUAUGCACGAAGUUGCACCACGUGCGACAAGGUCCUGGCCGAAUUGGAGAAAAUCGACGACGACACGGACCACUUUGGAGUCGAUUUUGUCAAGAUCAACGAUAAACGACUGGCGAAGCAAUAUGGUAUCAAGAACUUCCCGGCUCUCACGUACUUCCGCGAAAAGGAGCCGAUUAUAUACGAGGGUGACUUGAUGGACGAGGAAAACGUACUGGACUUUCUCACGAGUUUGGAAGCGAUGGAUCUGCCGGAUCGCAUCGAGGAAGUGAACGCAAAAAUUUUAGCGAAGAUAGUCGAGGAUACGGAUUUCGUAGCCGUUCUUUUCUGUCCGAACACGGAGCAGUGUGCGGGCGCCGGUUCUAACAAGCCAGACUGCAAAAAAUGUCUCAAGGCUCUGCAAGAAUUGGAGAACAUCGACGACGAGGCCGAUCAAUUAGGUAUUGGCUUCGUGAAGAUCGCGGACGAAGAGCUCGCGGAUGAGUAUAACCUUGGUCCUCUCCCAGCUCUCGUGUAUUAUAGACAUCAAAUUCCAAUCAUUUACGAAAAUGAAUUGAGCAGGGAGGAGGACGUGCUGGAGUGGCUGGUGGCGAACAAGAGCACGGGGGACGAAGAGGACGUAAUCGAGGACGUCACCUCCAAGACGUUGAACACCCUGAUCGGAAACAUCGACAAUCUGGUCGUUCUGUUCUACGAUCACGGUGACGAGGAUUCUAUGCAGGUCCUGAACGAGUUGGAGAAGAUCGACGACGACUGCGACAAACACGGGAUUCAAUUCGUCAAGAUCGACGACGAGAAGGCGGCGGAGGAAUUCGGAAUCGACAAUCUACCCGCGAUCGUCUAUUUCGAGAGGCAGAUCCCGAAUGUUUAUGACGGCGACGUCGAGAACGAGGAUGAAAUUUUGGAGUGGCUGUUGUCGCAACUCGAGAAGGACGAGAUCGAGGACGUAACCGACGAGAUGCUGGACCGUCUCAUUAAGGACGGGAAAACCAUAGCCGUACUUUUCUACGACAACAACGAUCGCAAGUCCCAAAGGGUUCUCAACGAGCUCGAGAACAUCGAUGACGAGUGCGAUCAGCUCGGCGUGACGUUCGUUAAGAUCGACAACGCGGAAGAAUCGAAGGAGUACGGCAUUGAAAAAGUGCCGGCUAUGCUCUACUUCGAGAAGGGAAUUCCGAUGGUGUACGAGGGCAAUCUCGAGGACGAGGACAAGGUGUUGAAGUGGCUGGAGCAACAACAGAAGUCCGAUCAAAUCGAAGACGUCACCGACGAGAUGCUCGACAUGGUUAUCGAAAAGAUGCCGCACGUGGCUGUUCUCUUUUACGACAAGGAUCAAAAGAAGAGUCAGAAGGUGCUGAGCGAACUUGAGAACAUCGACGACGACUGCGACCAGCACAACGUGGCUUUCGUGAAAAUCAGCGACUUGGACGAGGCGAAGGAGUACGGAAUAAACAAUCUCCCUUGCUUGGUGCUCUUCGAACGGAAGAUACCGCACGUGUACGAUGGCGAUCUCUUGAACGAGGAUCAGAUACUGGGUUGGCUGUUGCAUCAGAAGAAACACUCCGAGAUCCCGGAAGUGACGGACGAAAUGGUCGAGAAGCUCGUCGAGCGUUCGCCGUACAUGGCAGUCCUGUUUUACGACAAGGACGACAAGCAGGACAUAAGAAUUCUAAACGAGCUCGAGAACAUCGACGACGAGCUCGAGAAGGAGGGCAUCGUCAUCGUGCGAAUAGACAACGACGCCGAGGCCAAGGAAUACGGUAUCGAUCAUCUGCCUACUCUGGUUUACUUCGAGGACAAGAUCCCGGCGAUAUACGAGGGCGAUCUUCUGAACGAGGACGAGGUGCUCGAGUGGCUGAUAGAACAGAAGAACAGCGCCACAAUCGAGGAAGUCACGGACGAGAUACUGACGGAUCUGAUUGACGAUCACGAAUACGUUGUGGUGUAUUUCAGCGGAAGCUGCGACGAAGGAGAAAAGUGCGACAACAUCCUCGACGACCUGGAGAACAUCGACGACGAACUGGACGAAAACGGCAUCAUAUUCGUGACUACCGAGGACACCAGCGUAGCGAAGAAAUACGGCAUCAAGCACUUCCCGACCCUCGGGUUCUUCAGAAACAAGGACAUGCUCCUCUACACCGGCGAUCUCGACGACGAGGACGAGGUGUUAUCCUGGAUCACGGACGAAGACACUUUGGAAAUUCCGGGAAAGAUCGAGGAGGUCAACGCCAGAAUGCUGGAGAACAUUCUUGACGAGAACGACUACGUCGUCGUCUUCUUCUACAAAGAAGGCGACAAGAAGAGCCAGAAGAUUCUCCAGGAGCUCGAAAACAUUGACGACGAGUGCGAGGAGAAGGACAUCGACUUCGUCAAGAUUUCCGACGAAGGUAUCGAGAAGGAGUACGAUCUUCCGGGACUACCGGCGUUGGUGUUUUACAGACACAAGUUCCGGCAGAUCUACUCGGGCGAUAUGAUGCACGAGGAAGAGAUCUUGGAGUGGGUUCUCGAGCUUCGCACAACCCAGCCGGAUGUUAUCGAGAGCGUCGACAGAAAAACAUUGCAGGUGCUCAUCAACGACGUCGAGCAUCUUGCCGUCUUCUUUUACGACGACAAGUGCGAAUCCUGCCCGGACAUACUCGAGGAAUUGGAAACGAUUGACGAUGAUACCGACAAGCACGGUAUUCAAUUCGUCAAAUCGAACGAUGCCAAACUCGCAGCUGAAAUCGGCGUUUUCUCCUUCCCGGCUCUCGUUUAUUACGAGACCGGAGUCCCCAUCAUGUACGACGGUAAUCUCCUCGACGAGGCUGAAGUACUCGACUGGAUGGUGAAGCAGAAAACCGACGAGAGCAUCGAAGAGAUCGAUCGUGACACUCUCUUCAAAUACAUCGAGACAAAAGAGUUUCUCGCAGUCAUGUUCUACAAAGAGGAGGAUCCGGAAAGUCCCAGAGUGCUCAGGCACAUCGAACUGAUUGACGACGAGGCCGCGGAGUACGGGAUAAAAAUCGUGCGGAUGAAGGAUCGGUUGAUGGCGAAGAAAUAUGGAUUCCGGGAUCCGCCUGGUAUCACUUACUUCCGCAAAGGUAAGAGCAUCAACUACGACGGUGACAUCGACGACGAGGAGGAGAUCCUCGACUGGCUGACCAAUCCGGAAAACAUGGAGCUCACCGAUCACAUCGAGCGCAUCAACAAGAAGAUGUUUGAGAAGGUUCGGCAAACGACCGAUUACCUAGCCGUAUUUUUCUACAGCAACGACUGCAAACAAUGCGGCCGAGUGUUGGCGGAGAUCGAGCACAUCGACGACGAGGCCGACAACGCCGGUAUCAAGUUCGUGAAGAUCGACGACAAACAACUGUCAAAGCAUUACGGCGUGUUCGCGCUACCGGCUAUAUUGUUCUUCAAAAUGGGCUCGAAAGAACCGGUGAUAUACGCAGGCGAUCUGUACGACGAGGAACAGAUUUUGCAGUGGCUGAUGACGCAGAAGGAUCCGUCCGGCGAGGUGAUCGAGGCAUUGGAAGGCGAGGAUCUCUUGAACCUGAUACGAGAAUCGGAAUCUCUAGCCGUGUACUUCUGGAACAGAACGCUUUGCGACAUGUGCCAAUCAAAGGCGUACCGCAAGCAGAUGCGCCACAAGCAGGACCACAAGAACGCGGAUCACGAGGGGCCCGAGGAUUCCGACGAUCCCGACGACUGUGCGCAAUGCGUGAGCAUUCUCGAGGAACUGGAGAACAUCGACGACGACUGCGACAGACACGGCAUCACGUUUGUCAAGACGCAAGAUUUUAAGGUAGCCGAGGAUUACGGCGUGACCGACUUUCCGGUAUUGGUCUACUUCGAGAAUCAAGUGCCGAACGUGUUCUCAGGUGAUCUCGCUGUGGAGGAGGAAGUUCUGCAGUGGUUGAUCACUCAGAGAACGGAGGAUCGUAUCGAACUGAUCACGAGAGUGAUGCUGGAAACGUCGGUCGAAGAGACUCAGUACUUGGCGGUUUAUUUCACUAAACCGAAUUGUCACAUAUGCGACGAAAUUCUGGAAGGUUUGGAAAAGAUCGACGACGAGUGCGACGUAUUUGGGAUUCACAUGGUGAAGAUUCAGGACCCGCAGCUAGCGAAGCGAUACUCGAUCAAGACGUUUCCCGCCCUUGUUUAUUUCCGGAACGGCAAUCCUCUUUUGUUCGAAGGUGAUCUUCAGAACGAAGAGUCGGUCCUCGAGUGGCUGAUCGACGACGACAACCGAGAACUGGCCGACGAAAUCGAAUCCGUCAAUGACAGAAUGUUGGAACGGCUUCUCGAAGAAUCUCCCUUCCUGGCCGUUUUCUUUUAUGACGAGGAUUGUCCGGAAUGUGACGAGAUUAUGGAAGCGUUAGAAAAAAUCGACGGCGAGGCGGAUCUCUUCGGUAUCGACUUCGUCAAGAUCUCCAGCACGGAGGCGGCCGAAAAAUACAACGUGCUCAAUGUUCCGUCUCUCGUGUACUUCCGGAAGAAAACGCCGCUUGUGUACGACGGCGAUCUCACCCAGGAAGACAAGAUACUUCAGUGGCUCACAUCCCAGGACGUGUUCGAGAUCAAGAACGAGAUCGAAGAAGUUAACAAAAAGAUGCUGGACAAGCUGCUGGACGAGAACGAGUUUCUCGCGGUCUUCUUUUACGAACAUGACAGCCAGGAGAGCGAGGACGUGAACGAGAAACUGGAGGAGAUUGACGGCGAGACCGACAAUCUGGACAUCACGUUCGUGAAAAUGGCGGAUCCCAGAUACGCUAGAAAAUGGGGAGUCACCAAGCUUCCCGCUAUUGUUUACUUUCGCAAACGAUUCCCUAGUAUUUACAGAGGUGACAUGCACAACGAACAGGACGUUCUCGAGUGGCUACGCAAGAAUCGAUACCGACAACCGGAACUGAACAUCUACAUGUACAUGCUGAUCGCGAUCGCGAUUCUCUUCCUCAUGUAUACCGGUUUUCUCCUGUCGUGUUUCCGCUCGGAACCGAGCGCGGUCGUCGCCCAUCCGAAGCAAGCAUGAGCUUUCGACACGAGCGCGUCUCGACACGGAAGUGACGGAAAAAAAAAAAAACAAAAAAGUAUAAAAAAGACAGGACUCGUGAACUCUCUCGCGCCUGUGCGUUGCUCCGCUCGGUAUGCUUGACAUGUACUUUUUUUUUUUUCUGAUUCCCGAGUAACGGCCACGUGUAAAUAAUAAGGAUUCGUUUGGAACGCGAACACACGCACGCGCGAUUUUGAGGGCGCUGUAUGUACAAGAACGACGUUAACAAAACAAUUGACCGCUUUGACAAAACAAACAAAAAAAAAAAGAACCAGCGAGCGACCUGCCUGCGCAAAGCACAUUCGGGCCGCUGUCAAAAAAAUAAAAUAAAAUAAAAAUAAAAAAAAAAUUAAACGCUAAUUGUAUACCGUGCGCGUUACCACUUAAUUAUAAUCGAAAUGUAUAAAUUAAUUGUAUUAUUUUUACUAUUACUUAAUUAUUGUUACUAUUGCGUUAGCGUAAUGACCACUGUAAGAUUUGACAGCGAUCCGCGCGUCUUUAGUUUUACGUACGGUAGCUCAUAUAUAUAUAGCAAUAUAUAUACACGUUUAUGGCACGCUCUUAGCGAUAAUGUGAGUUAUCGUUAACUCUUUCUCUUAAUUAACGAUCUUAUACGUGACACGGAGAAGGAAGAAAAGGAAGAGCUUAUUUUUAUACACUCAUCUUGCGAGGGGACUGAGAUAUAGUGUCAUCGUAAUAAAAAAAGUAGAGAAAAAACAAAAACCACCCUUGGACCAACCAAACUGUUAAAAUGCCAUUUCCAUCUCUGCCAGUUGUAAAUAGAAUUAUAAUUGUGAGCAUAUAUGCAAAUAAUGAUGCAUUGUAUGAAAAAGCGACUUUUUUCUUUUAUUUUAGAAAAGUAAUUAUUUAUUUUUCUUUCCCCUCCUCCGCCGACGAUCUCGAUCUUGACGUACGUCACACGGGGAUACGUGAGGAAAUCGAAAAACAAUAUUUUCUCAUCUUAAUUAAUUAAUUAAACACGUCGAUAUCAAAAUCGUCAGCCGAGAGGGGGGUGGGGCACUUUUUCAACAAUUAUAAGUAAUUACUUUUAGGUUUUUCGUUCGCAGGAUUAUUAAUAGAUUAAUGUUGUAUACACACACAAACACACACGCACACAUGUUAUUGUAAUUAUUUUGAAUACACAACUUUUUGACAACUCCGCAACGUAGGUUUGUGUAAAAAAAAAGUAUUUCUCGGGCACAUGUAUAAAAACACA